Cucumis sativus (cucumber) is the source of this 3580-nucleotide messenger RNA. Its product is annotated as cellulose synthase-like protein D1. Gene Ontology annotation, cellular component: trans-Golgi network; plasma membrane. Gene Ontology annotation, biological process: cellulose biosynthetic process; plant-type primary cell wall biogenesis. NCBI's taxonomy places the organism in Eukaryota, Viridiplantae, Streptophyta, Magnoliopsida, Cucurbitales, Cucurbitaceae. The transcript is spliced from 6 exons. The record is from RefSeq and is a predicted model, not a curated record. Bases 181 to 3324 code for a protein of 1047 amino acids. Gene Ontology annotation, molecular function: mannan synthase activity; cellulose synthase (UDP-forming) activity.
CCUCAUUUAGCGAUAUUGUCGAUUUGCAAGCUGUUUUUACUUGCUUUGCAAUUCAGAAAUGGAAACUUUCAUGUUGUUGCAUCAAUCUCCAAUUCGACGCUGAUGAUGCAUUUCUACCUGUAGCCAACAAAACAGGAAGAACAAACAAUUACCUGUAUAUUUUCAUAUAUAUAUAUAUAAAUGGCGACUUCAAGCCCUAAGAAAUCGGUUUCGAACUCACCGACUUCCUCCGGCCGACCACCGCAGGCAGUGAAAUUUUCUCGCCGGACUGCAAGUGGCCGAUUCGUAAGUCUUUCUCGCGACGAAGAUCUAGACAUGUCAGGCGAUUACUCUGGCCAAACCGAUUACAUAAACUACACUGUAUUGAUGCCUCCGACUCCGGAUAAUCAGCCAGGGGGAGGCGGAACGGGUUCGGAUUCGAAAUCAGACGGUAUGGCUAAGAGUCGAUUCGGAUCGGAGGCUCGAGGGUUGGUUAGGCGAGUAGGAGAUCCAGAGCCGAAUGGAGGAGAUGGCGAUGCGGGGAAGAUGGAUCGGAGAAUGUCGGUAAUGAAAUCGUCGAAUAAUAAUAAUAAAUCGAUGCUGUUGAGAAGCCAAACUUCGGAUUUUGAUCACAAUCGUUGGUUGUUUGAGUCGAAAGGAAAAUACGGAAUCGGAAAUGCGUAUUGGGAGGAUGGUGAACAAGAUCAUGGGUAUGUUAGUGAGGGGAUGAGUAUGGCGGAUUUCUUGGACAAGCCAUGGCGACCGCUCACUCGUAAAAUCAAAGUUCCCCCCGCUGUUCUUAGCCCCUACAGGCUGCUGGUGUUCAUUCGAAUGGUAGUAUUGGCAUUCUUCCUUGCAUGGCGAAUUCGAAACCCUAAUCCUGAUGCAGUAUGGCUAUGGGCAAUGUCUAUCGUUUGUGAGAUAUGGUUUGCUUUCUCAUGGUUAUUGGAUAUACUUCCCAAGCUCAACCCUAUAAAUCGAGCCACUGACCUCGGCGCGCUUCGAGAAAAGUUCGACCAAGCCACCCAGACCAACCCGACUGGGCGGUCUGACCUCCCCGGAGUCGACGUGUUUGUGUCAACAGCCGACCCGGAGAAGGAACCGCCACUCGUCACGGCCAACACCAUCCUUUCAAUCCUGGCCGCUGAUUACCCAGUGGAAAAGCUCUCGUGCUACAUUUCAGAUGACGGUGGCGCCAUACUUUCCUUUGAAGCCAUGGCGGAGGCUGUUAAGUUUGCUGAGGUAUGGGUACCGUUCUGCCGGAAGCACAACAUAGAACCGAGAAAUCCAGACAGUUACUUCAACGUAAAAACGGAUCCGACGAAGAACAAGAAGCGGCCGGAUUUUGUGAAGGACCGGCGGUGGAUAAAGAGGGAGUACGACGAGUUCAAGGUAAGGAUCAACGGGCUACCGGAUGCCAUAAGGAAGAGGAGUGAAAUGCACAACAAAAGAGAGGAAGACAAGGAGAAGAAACUAGCUCGAGAUAAGAACGGCGGCGACACUCCGGCUGAGCCCGUCAACGUCCUUAAGGCCACGUGGAUGGCCGAUGGUACCCACUGGCCUGGAACUUGGCUUAACCCAUCCCCUGACCAUUCCAAGGGUGACCACGCUGGCAUUUUGCAGGUAAUGACAAAGGUACCAGAAAACGACCCAGUACUGGGGCAUCCAGAUGAAAACAAGUUGGACUUCACAGGAGUUGACAUUAGAGUUCCAAUGUUUGCAUACGUAUCACGUGAGAAACGGCCUGGCUAUGACCACAACAAGAAGGCUGGAGCCAUGAAUGCCAUGGUUCGAGCCUCAGCAGUUCUAUCAAACGGCCCUUUCAUUCUCAAUUUGGACUGUGACCAUUAUCUCUACAACUGUCAAGCUAUGAGGGAAGGAAUGUGUUUCAUGAUGGAUAGAGGUGGAGACAGGAUUUGCUAUAUUCAAUUCCCUCAGAGAUUUGAAGGAAUUGAUCCUUCAGAUCGCUAUGCCAACCACAACACUGUCUUCUUUGAUGGUAAUAUGAGGGCAUUGGAUGGUCUUCAAGGCCCAGUCUAUGUGGGAACUGGCUGCAUGUUUAGGCGAUACGCAUUGUAUGGGUUCAACCCACCAAGAGCAAACGAAUACACAGGCAUGUUUGGCCAAGUCAAGUCUGUAGCCAGAACUAAUUACCAACCACAAUCUGAGGAAGAUGAUUCUGACUCUCAACCUUUGACUUCACACCCUGACUUGGACCUUCCAAAGAAAUUUGGAAGCUCUACCAUUUUUACAGAGUCGAUCCCUGUGGCUGAGUUCCAAGGUCGUCCCCUUGCUGAUCAUAUCUCUGUCAAGAAUGGUCGGCCCCCUGGUGCCCUACUCAUGGCUCGUCCACCACUUGAUGCCCAAACUGUUGCUGAGGCUGUCGCUGUCAUCUCAUGCUGGUAUGAAGACAAGACUGAAUGGGGAGAAAGAAUUGGAUGGAUUUAUGGGUCCGUGACAGAAGAUGUGGUAACUGGAUAUAGGAUGCACAAUCGUGGGUGGCGGUCAGUUUAUUGUAUCACCAAGCGUGACGCCUUUCGUGGCACUGCGCCAAUUAAUCUCACAGAUCGUCUUCACCAAGUGCUUCGAUGGGCCACUGGUUCAGUUGAAAUCUUCUUCUCCAAAAACAAUGCUUUUCUUGGAAGCAAACGCCUCAAAUUCCUUCAACGUGUGGCCUAUCUAAAUGUUGGAAUUUACCCAUUCACUUCCAUUUUCUUGGUCGUAUACUGCUUUCUCCCAGCACUUUCCCUCUUCUCAGGACACUUCAUAGUGCAAGGCUUAAACGUUGCCUUCCUUACCUAUCUUCUCAUCAUCACCGUUUGCCUUUGCCUUCUAUCUCUCCUUGAAGUAAAAUGGUCAGGCAUUGCCUUAGAAGAAUGGUGGAGAAAUGAGCAGUUCUGGGUCAUUGGUGGAACCAGUGCCCACCUGGCUGCAGUCAUUCAGGGACUUCUCAAAGUCGUAGCUGGGAUCGAAAUCUCCUUCACCCUUACAUCCAAAUCAGCAGGGGAUGACGAAGAUGACAUUUAUGCUGAUCUAUACUUAGUCAAAUGGACGAGUCUGUUUAUAAUGCCACUAACAAUCAUGAUUGUUAACAUUAUUGCAGUUGUAAUUGGAUUCUCAAGGACUGUGUACAGUGUGAUACCACAAUGGAGUAAGCUGGCUGGAGGUUUAUUCUUUAGCUUUUGGGUGUUGGCUCAUAUGUACCCAUUUGCCAAAGGGCUGAUGGGCAGAAGAGGAAGGCUCCCAACUAUUGUCUAUGUGUGGUCAGGGCUACUUUCGAUCACUGUCUCUUUGCUAUGGAUAUCUAUCAGCCCACCUGACGCUGAUGGAACUACUCAGACAUGAUUUUUUUUUCUAAUUUUAAUCAAUGGGGAUAUCAAGAACCAUACGACUUACAUUAUACUCGUGGUUCACCCCUACUAAUUUACGAGGUUUCCUCACUCCAAAGCUAGCUCCAAAAGAUAACAAAAGUUUCCAAGUAAUUAAAUUUUCCACCUGCUUCUCUUCUCUUUAGUAUUACCCAGUAAUACUGCAAGAGAAGUGAUGAUUUAUGUUCGGGACAAAGAAUAUAAUUGUAUUGUGUAUAUUAGUACUGGUUUAG